This is a messenger RNA of Mauremys reevesii (Reeves's turtle), 2091 nucleotides long. RefSeq names its product putative olfactory receptor 52P1. Gene Ontology annotation, biological process: G protein-coupled receptor signaling pathway. Bases 99 to 1037 code for a protein of 312 amino acids. The record is from RefSeq and is a predicted model, not a curated record. NCBI's taxonomy places the organism in Eukaryota, Metazoa, Chordata, Testudines, Geoemydidae. Gene Ontology annotation, cellular component: membrane. Gene Ontology annotation, molecular function: olfactory receptor activity; G protein-coupled receptor activity. The transcript is spliced from 2 exons.
UGACUGAAAAGAGAGGCCAUGUGGUAAUUCACGAGACCCAAUUCAGCAUCCCCGACACCUUGAGCAUUCCUGAGCCUGAUCGACGCAUUGACCACCUCAUGGCAGCUUUCAACCUCACCCCCUCUGACCCUUCAACAUUCAUCCUGACAGGCAUCCCUGGCCUGGAAGCUGCCCAUGUCUGGAUUUCCAUCCCAUUCUCUACAUUCUACAUCAUCAGUCUGUUGGGAAAUUUUAUGGUUCUGUUUGUUGUAGGCAAAGAGGAGACCCUGCACAAGCCGAUGUACCUGCUGCUUUGCAUGCUGGCGCUUACAGACAUCAGCACAUCUACCUCCGUCGUGCCAAAGGCACUGUGUAUAUUUUGGUUCAAUUUGAGGGGCAUUACUGUGAGUGGUUGCCUCACCCAGAUGUUCUUCCUUCACAUGGUUUCUGCUAUGCACUCAGCUGUCCUCGUGACAAUGGCCUUUGAUCGCUACAUUGCCAUAUGUAACCCUCUGAGAUAUGCAACCAUCCUCACCAAUUCACGAAUAGCUAAGCUAGGGCUUGUGGGUUUGAUAAGAUCUGUUCUCUUUAUUCUACCAACACCCCUGCUCCUGAGCAGGCUGCCAUUCUGUUCCAACUACAUUAUCCCCCACACAUACUGUGACCACAUAGCUGUGGCAAAGAUAUCAUGUGGGGACAUCACAGACAACAGGAUGUAUGGCUUGGUGAUGGCACUUGUAGUCAUCGGGUUGGACCUGACGCUUAUUGCCCUGUCAUAUGCUCUGAUCAUCAGGGCUGUCCUCAGAAUCUCCUCCAAGAAAGCCCACCAGAAAGCCCUCAACACCUGCACAGCUCACAUCUGUGUGAUACUGACAUCUUACACUCCCUUCCUCUUCUCCAACCUGACACACCGGUUUGGUCAGGGCAUUGCUCCCCACAUUCAGAUCAUCUUGGCCAACCUCUAUUUCCUCAUCCCCCCCAUGCUCAACCCUAUAAUUUAUGGAGUCAAAACCAAAGAGCUUCGUGAAAAAGUAGGCAAAUACACCUGCAGAAGGUGAUCGCUGGGAGCCAAUGACUUUAAACCUGUGUGACAAGAGGAGGAAAAUAUAUCUCCUCCUUAAUCAAGGGUGCUCUGUCCCAGUUUGCCUGAACUUGGCAUUGUGGGAGUUCACAGUCUGAGAAGUUCCUCACACCUAACAUCUUAUCUCUCCAUAACCGAGUACAACUCUCUCUGUUGCUGUGUUCCCUCUCUCUGUCUGUCACCUCCUCUUUCAGCAUCACCCGUCAACACCUACCCCACACACCCUGUCAGUCGACCUUUCCAUAACUUCCAGACCACCAGAACAUACUGCACUUUUCUGACAGAAGGUGGGGUUCCAUUAGUUCCUGUAUGAACAGGGUUCUUGAUCAGUUCAACGAAGUGAAACUACACUUUCAGAUAGCCAAAGGCGAAGAAAUAAACUACAAUUACAAACUUCUUAAGUGUGAAAGAUGAUGUUUAUUGGGGUUAGAUUGAAGCAAGCAUAUCCAUAGCUCUACACGCCAGCAGAGUCUGUUCCCCAGUUUUCCAUUCCCAGCUCUGAUGCUGCAGAGUGUUUACCCCAUUUCCCCCUUCCUAGCUCUGACCCUACAGACUCUUUCCUGUGUCCCGUUCCCAUAAGCCCUAUUCCCACCUCCUCAUUCUUAACAGGCCAAAAUAUACCUGCAGUGCAUGCCCACAGUCCCACCCCUUUUGCACCCCAUGGAAGACGUAAGGAGUGAGGUUGUGCUACGAUCAGGGACAGGCAUUUCUUUAAUCAUUUAGUGUUUUAUACCUUCCUCCCAAUUCCCCUUUGCCCCUCCCAACUGGUUUUUUGACCUUGCCUUGCAAUAGGGGUGGAGGCAAUCUUAAAGUGUGCAUUCCAGUAACAUUUUAACUGCUCUUUUCUGUUCCAUUGUACUAACAAACCUCACUGGAUAAGCAACAUAUGCAAUGUCUUUGUCGUUUGUUUACACCUUACUAAGAAUGCAUGUGUAUUGUGGAAGUAGGGAAAGAAUUAACAAGGAUUUGAAGGGGAUCUUAAUGCAUGUCAGUCAGUUAGCAAGAGUCAAGCUAGUAGUUAGCAAGAGUUA